This is a messenger RNA of Necator americanus (New World hookworm), 1224 nucleotides long. RefSeq lists its product as uncharacterized. The record is from RefSeq and is a predicted model, not a curated record. Bases 1 to 1224 code for a protein of 407 amino acids. The transcript is spliced from 13 exons. Gene Ontology annotation, molecular function: GDP-mannose 4,6-dehydratase activity. Gene Ontology annotation, cellular component: cytoplasm. Gene Ontology annotation, biological process: GDP-mannose metabolic process. NCBI's taxonomy places the organism in Eukaryota, Metazoa, Nematoda, Chromadorea, Rhabditida, Ancylostomatidae.
AUGGCCACCAAUAGUUCUGGAGAUAACAUUGAGGUUUUAUGGAGACUGAGAAAUAUGUUUCAGUCAUUUCGUGGAGGUCAGAGUAUAGAGGGUCUUGAGGCUUGUAUUCGCGGAAGCGAGGAAGGAUCAACAAUGGCGAGCGAUUCUGAGAUAGCUGCUUUUCGGUCUAGGAAGGUCGCUCUAAUUACAGGAAUUUCAGGACAGGAUGGAUCAUACCUUGCCGAAUUGCUGCUAUCAAAAGGUUACGCCGUACAUGGGAUCAUUCGAAGGUCGUCUUCGUUCAACACUGCUCGCAUUGAACAUCUGUACAGCAAUCCUGUUACACAUCGCGGUGAUUCGUCAUUUGCGUUACAUUAUGGUGACAUGACUGACUCAUCUUGCCUCAUUAAACUCAUCUCAAAAAUUCAGCCAACAGAAGUCUAUCAUCUAGCUGCCCAGUCCCACGUUAAGGUGUCAUUCGAUUUACCAGAGUAUACUGCUGAAGUUGAUGCUGUAGGAACUUUGAGGUUACUCGAUGCGAUACAUGCCUGCGGACUUACUGAGAAGGUUCGCUUUUACCAAGCGUCCACCUCAGAGUUAUACGGAAAAGUUCAGGAAAUUCCGCAAAAAGAAACGACGCCGUUCUACCCACGCUCACCUUAUGCUGUGGCAAAGAUGUAUGCUUACUGGAUUGUGGUGAACUACCGAGAAGCAUACAACAUGUUUGCUUGUAAUGGCAUUCUUUUCAAUCAUGAAAGUCCAAGGAGAGGUGAAACUUUUGUUACUCGUAAAAUUACACGUUCCGUAGCAAAGAUCAGCCUUGGGCAACAGACAUGCGUCGAACUUGGGAAUCUUGACUCGCUUCGUGAUUGGGGUCAUGCAAGGGAAUACGUGGAGGCUAUGUGGCGUAUUCUUCAACAUGACAAACCCGAUGACUUUGUAAUCGCCACAGGAAAACAAACUACGGUUAAAGAUUUUUGCAAUUUGGCCUUCCAAGAAAUCGGAAUGAAGCUCGAGUGGGAAGGUGAAGGCAUCAACGAAGUCGGUAAGGAAAAAGGAACCGGCAUCGUUCGGGUAAAAGUGAAUCCUAAAUACUAUCGUCCCACCGAAGUUGAGACGUUGCUCGGUGAUCCCUCCAAAGCAAAGAAGGAAUUGGGAUGGGAAGCUCAAAUUUCUAUAGAUCAACUCGUCAAAGAAAUGGUGGCAUCCGAUGUGGCACUGAUGACUGCCAAUCCUAUGGCAUGA